AUGUUGGUGGAGCGAAAUAUACACAACGCCUUGCACAGACCCAAAUUUGGAGCAUUAUUGCACUCCGAAGCCACCUCGCAUUACACCUCCAACAACGACGACGAUAACUUCCAACAAAACCGCCACAGCAACGCCAGCCACAGAAACUACACCGAUAGCAGCGACAAUGCCUCUCCCUGCACCAUGUCCCCAUGGAGCUACCCACCCGAUUCUUCAUCUCCUCUCAACAAGUCUCCGUGGUUAUUAGCCACCUCUCCCGCCAUUAACCUCUUCCAACACCACCAAGACGACCUUCCCGGAAACAGCCUCAUCGGAUCCCUCGUGCGCGAGGAGGGUCACAUAUAUUCCUUGGCCGUUUCAGGGGACUUGUUAUACACAGGCUCCGACAGCAAGAACAUUAGAGUGUGGAAGCAUCUCAAGGACUACACUGGCUUCAAAUCAAGAAGUGGAUUGGUCAAAACCAUAAUAAUCUCAGGCGGAAAAAUCUUCACCGGCCACCAAGACGGGAAGAUCAGAGUGUGGAAGGUCUCGUCCAAGGAUCCAACCAAGCAUAAACGCGUUGGGAGCUUGCCAACGUUCAAACAGUACGUGAAGUCUUCCGUGAACCCGAGGAACUACGUGGAGGUUCGGCGGAACCGGAACGCGGUGAAGGUGAAGCACUUCGACGCCGUUUCGUGUCUGAGCCUGGACAACGAGGAAGGGUUGCUGUACUCCGGAUCGUGGGACAAGACGCUCAAGGUGUGGCGCGUGGCGGAUUACAAGUGUUUGGAUUCGAUUAACGCGCACGACGAUGCGGUGAACGCGGUGGUGACGGCGUCCGGAGGUUACGUGUUUACGGGCUCCGCGGAUGGGACGGUGAAGGUGUGGAGGAGGGUGAGCGAUGAGAAGGGGAAGAAGCCAAAACACGUGUUGGACCGGAUUUUGCUGAGGCAGGAGAACGCGGUUACGGCGCUGGCGGUGAACCGUACGGCCACGGUGGUUUAUUGCGGUUCCUCUGAUGGGAUGGUGAAUUUCUGGGAGCGUGACGAGAAGGGAGGGUUCUCGCACGGCGGCGUCUUGAGGGGGCACAAGCAAGCCGUGCUCUGCCUGGCCGCGGCGGGGAACCUUCUCUUCAGUGGAUCUGCGGAUAAGAACGUGUGCGUGUGGAAGCGCGAUGAGAAUGGGUUCCAUGCCUGCCAUUCGGUUCUGACGGGUCACAUGGGUCCUGUUAAGUGUAUCGCCGUGGAGGAGGAUCGGGCGCAACCGGAGAAGCCUCGCCAGAAAGGGGAUCAACGGUGGAUUGUGUACACCGGGAGCUUGGACAAGUCGGUGAAGGUGUGGCGCGUGUCCGAACACGCGCCGGAUUUGAGCAUGUUCGAAACCUGGGCCACUCCUAAUCAUACCACAUAA
This is a messenger RNA of Sphenostylis stenocarpa, 1389 nucleotides long. Lineage: Eukaryota; Viridiplantae; Streptophyta; Magnoliopsida; Fabales; Fabaceae. The record is from the annotation of a GenBank genome assembly.